AUGCUUGUAAAUAUAAAUACACUCAUGUUACUUGUUAUCUUGUUUGUGCUCUCAGUUCUGUUGGUCACGGCGGAGCAAAAUUGCGUGGAAACACUUAACGAGCGAUGUACCACGCCGUACCAGAGGACAGAAGAAGCAAUCGAACGGCGCAAUCCGAAUGACAACCCAGCGUUCUGUACCGCUCUGGCGAUUUAUUUACGCUGCUUUAAAGACGUGAAAAAGAAAGUGAAAAGUUGCAGCUCCAACCUAUACUUCCACACAAUUUCUACGCUCAUACCGAGACUAAUGGAGGAUCGAAAAUGUGGGAAUGUUUCACUUCCGAUAAACAAAACAGUUCUCAACACGACAGCAACGAUAGGGCCAGUGACCAGUCAACCUGCUUGCCUGAACUUUUCACACGAACAAAUCACACCGUUGAGCGGAGAAAUUAAACAAGAUCCAUACCAGUAUCGACUGUGUGCUUUAUUUGGGGACCCUCAUUUAAAAACAUUCACCGAAGAAAGGCAAACGUGUGUUGUUAAAGGCGCAUGGCCUCUCAUAGAAAACGAGUAUUUCUCCGUACAAGUUUCUAACGUUCCCGUGGUCAGUGGGUCUAGCGCUACGGCUACAAACACGGUAAGCAUUAUUGCAUUAUUUUUUACAUAGAGCGUGUCCAAACAACACAUCCUUUUGAAUUAUGCAUACACGUCCUGUAGUUUUGGGCCUGCUUGCAAUUCAAACAUGGACUCCAACAGCUUGUCAAAGACACGGCAUGUCUUCUGGCACAGAGUUCGUCGCUUUCGCAAGCUGUGCGUUUUCUAAUUACUUACGAGCCAACUUUGGCUAUGUUGUAGCAGGUUUCCCCGGCAAGUACGCUGUCCAUUCAUUAAAGUCACAGUACUGUAAUAAGCUUUGCAUUGACUUAGCUUGUUCUCUUUUGUGAUGAAUUUAAUCACAUAUCAUCAUGCAAUUUGUUUCUAAAAUAAGGCAAUCCAUCAUCGCAACUAGCACAAGAGGCUGUCGAAAAUGAUGGAUCGCGUUUUACUGAGUUUCUACUCUAAUCCGUAGUCGUAUGUAUUUCUCUCUAGAUCACAGUCGUGAUAAAACCAAGGGGCAAUGGUUGCGUUCUUCAGAAAACUUAUCGAGCAGAAGCAGGCGACACGCUCCCUGCAGAGUUCGAGGAUGGAACUUACAAAACAGGGCCUUUGGACUGUCCAGCUAGGAUUUAUACGCGGCAAAAGGGACCCCGCACACACAUCGAGAUUAAAAUCUGUUACAUUAGUACUACGAUAAUUAUCCGACAGGUCGGACAGUUUCUGACGUUUCACGUUAAAGUUCCCGAACAGUUACUUUGGAAGUUUCCAACGGAUGGACUUUGUGUAACAGGAUGCCCUUACUUGCAGAGAAUUGACUACAGAGAGCUUUUAUCUUUUACGGACGAUCAACUCGCGAAAUUGCGCCCGCGAAGAAGUAAAAUGUCGCGGAAAGAAGCCUAUGCGAAGUGUAUGGAGAAAAAAAUCGCAGGCUUUUACUUAGACUCGUGUUUGUUCGACCUGUUGACAACAGGCGAUCAGAAUUUUAGCGCGGCAGCGUGGCAUGCUCUUGAUGAUUCAUUCGUAUUGGAUGAACAGGGAACAUUGAAAGAUAUACAAAGUUACAAUACCACACAGCCGCGGGAAGAAGCUUUCACUCCAAGCGCUCACGACAGAAAACACAAGAGAAACACUAGCGAACGAAACGUAACUAAUUCAUUUUGCAAACUCUGGACUUUGUUGAUAAUUUUGUUUGCGUUUACAGCGAGAUGACAUCCUCCAUACUCUGAUCUACGUGUUGUUAAUUUGAAGACAGAUUGAAAAUAAUUUGAUGUCUGUCCGUUCAUUUUAAUCCGAUACCUGCUGCCCGUGUAUUCUGUAUCUUAGUGAGAUUAUUUUCAAUCUUUCAGAAUCUACUUGUAAUUAAGAGCGCGACUUGUGACCUUUUAUUCAAUCCAUUGGAAUCGAUCCUUUCCAGCGACAUGUAACAAAUCCUUGUUUGAAAAUCGUGCCGUAGGAAAGGUUGUUUAUACAACAGAAGAUGUACAGUUUGUAUGUAAAAAAUAAGCCCAACUUGAAUACUAGAGGCAUACAUUUUAUAUAUUUUUAGUGAUAUUUUCGUCGGGCACGGAUCAAUAGAACAUUGAAUAGAAAUUUAUUUGUUUUAUACAUUCUCGAUUAAUUUAUGAAACCACAAGAGGCAUUUCGACAAAUGCACACAUACACGUCACACACGAAGAUAUGUCCAAUAAAUCUCAUUGCCA
Messenger RNA from Porites lobata, 2275 nucleotides. The record is from the annotation of a GenBank genome assembly. NCBI's taxonomy places the organism in Eukaryota, Metazoa, Cnidaria, Anthozoa, Scleractinia, Poritidae.